Messenger RNA from Schistocerca cancellata (South American locust), 1350 nucleotides. RefSeq names its product centrosomal protein of 78 kDa-like. Gene Ontology annotation, molecular function: protein binding. Gene Ontology annotation, cellular component: centrosome. NCBI's taxonomy places the organism in Eukaryota, Metazoa, Arthropoda, Insecta, Orthoptera, Acrididae. The coding region runs from base 1 to 1350 and encodes 449 amino acids. The transcript is spliced from 9 exons. The record is from RefSeq and is a predicted model, not a curated record.
AUGACUCUCAAGGAUGUGGAAUAUGUAAAAACAAAACUACGGUUUGUUUACAUUUUCAAUGAUGGAGCAACAACAAAGAUAAAAAUGGUUGGCCCUGCCCCAGAUAAAAAAAUUUGUACUUCAAACUUCUUCUCUGUUUAUGAUGAGCUCUGUAGAAAGAGAAAGAUGAUGCCACUUCGUAAUGUUAAGGAACAUGCAUGGAGAAAGAGCAUUGAUUUUUAUACUGAUCGAAUAAAGUGUGAUGAAUGGAUUCCUAUUAUAGAGGCAAUUUCCACUGACCGGUCAUUGCAUUAUGUUGCUAUAAGAAGUCGUUAUGAGAAAAAGGGAGAGAUUCUGAGUCACAUCAACAAGGAUGCAGACUAUAUUGAAAAGGUGAUGUUCAUGGACAAAGCUUUCACAUGUAAGGGCAUUUCGAAGUGCUGCUCCCUGCAAAACAUUUCAUUUCAUCGAUGUUGCUUAGGUGAUGCUGGCUGUGAAAUGAUAUGCAACACUAUUAAGAACUCACCUAACAUACGGACAAUAGGAAUGUCUGGAUGCAAUAUAAGUGAAAAAGGAGCAUAUCACCUCUACCUCUUACUAAAGCAUCAGCAGAUGGAAAGGUAUAACGAAUCUUGGGUACAGUCCCUACGCUAUCGAGCAAUUGAUGGUGACAUGCUGGGAGGUGUGAGGCGCAUAACAUUGAAUGACAACAAAGAAUUGGGAGAUGCAGGAAUUGCUCAUUUUAUUGAGAUCCUGAAGGAUGAUUUUUGGCUGAAAGCCAUAGAUCUUCAGAAUUGUGGAAUAACUGACCAUGGUGCAUUUAGCAUACUUCAGAUGUUGGAAAUCAAUAAUGUAUUACUUGUGGUGGACAUAAGAAACAAUCGUUACAUCAGCAGUUACAUUGAAAAUGAGAUAAUGAAAACACUGGCCAGAAACAACAUGCAGAAUUUAGAUGAAUCAAAGGAGUAUUGUUGGAUAUCACUUGCAAAGUCCAUUGAGAAUUCUGCAUCUUCUCAGAGACUAAAAUCUAGUCCUUCGGGGUCUUCUAUAGGAUCAAAGAGCUCGAAAAAAAAUGAAAUUUCAUCCCAAAGAUGUGCAGUAAAAUGCUCUGUUCCAGCAAUAAAAAGGAGUUGUUCAGAUUAUAAUCAACAGAAGAUGGACAAAGAGCAAUAUGAAAUGAAGAGUCAUAACUUGAGGAUACCACAGCUCAGGUUUUGUAGUCUGGUAGUUCAACAUGAUGCACUGUCCCAUUUUGUGUUGGAGGUGCUGGUUGUGUGGGAAGCUGUACUGUCAAAGUACCUGCUGCUGCAAGUGGUAAUGGCUUCUGUUCUGAUUUGCAUCCUUUUGUUUGAUGUUGUUGCUCUUAUUUAG